This is a messenger RNA of Myxocyprinus asiaticus (Chinese sucker), 1938 nucleotides long. Its product is annotated as proliferation-associated protein 2G4. The record is from RefSeq and is a predicted model, not a curated record. NCBI's taxonomy places the organism in Eukaryota, Metazoa, Chordata, Actinopteri, Cypriniformes, Catostomidae. Bases 117 to 1298 code for a protein of 393 amino acids. The transcript is spliced from 13 exons.
UAGAGGCCGUGGGCGGAGCACGACGGUCGUUGUGGCGCUUGGUUGUAGAGUGACUGAUUUCUGCUGCCCCGUUCAUCGGAUAGAGGGACAGAGACGUUUCGAGAGCUGUUGGAAAGAUGUCCGACGACGAACAGCAAGAACAGACCAUCGCCGAGGACUUGGUCGUGACCAAGUACAAGAUGGGCGGUGACAUCGCCAACCAGGCACUGAAGGUGGUCAUCGAGGCAGCCAAACCAGGAGUAUCAGUUCUGAGCCUCUGUGAGAAAGGAGAUGCUUUCAUCAUGGCAGAAACAGGAAAGAUCUUUAAGAGGGAGAAGGACAUGAAGAAAGGCAUUGCGUUCCCCACCAGUGUGUCAGUCAAUAACUGUGUCUGCCACUUCUCUCCCCUGAAGAGCGACCCAGACUAUACGCUGAAAGAUGGAGAUUUGGUCAAAAUUGAUCUAGGAGUACAUGUCGAUGGCUUCAUCACCAAUGUGGCCCAUAGCUUUGUAAUAGGAGCUACUAAGGAAGCACCUGUGACAGGAAGGAAAGCUGAUGUCAUCAAGGCAGCACACUUGUGUGCUGAGGCCGCUUUGCGUCUCGUCAAACCUGGCAACCAGAACACACAGGUAACUGAGGCCUGGAACAAGAUUGCCCAGUCAUUCAAGUGCAGUCCAAUCGAGGGUAUGCUGUCCCAUCAACUAAAGCAACAUGUUAUUGAUGGAGAGAAGACCAUUAUCCAGAACCCUACAGAUCAACAAAGGAAGGACCAUGAGAAGGCAGAGUUUGAGGUUCAUGAAGUGUAUGCUGUGGAUGUGCUGAUCAGCACAGGAGAGGGGAAGGCAAGAGAUGGUGGCCAAAGGACAACCAUCUAUAAACGGGACCCCAGUAAGCAGUAUGGACUGAAGAUGAAGACCUCCAGAAUGUUCUUCAGUGAAGUGGAAAGACGCUUUGACACUAUGCCUUUCACUCUCAGGGCAUUUGAGGAUGAAGGAAAAGCUCGUUUGGGAGUUGUGGAGUGUGCCAAACAUGAGCUACUGCAGCCUUUUAGUGUGCUGAACGAGAAAGAAGGUGAGUUUGUGGCUCAGUUUAAAUUCACAGUGCUGCUGAUGGCCAAUGGUCCUUUGAGAAUCACCAGUGGACCAUUUGAAGCAGAGCUGUACAAGUCUGAACAUGAUGUACAAGAUCCUGAACUCAAGUCUCUGAUACAGAGUUCUGCAAGUCGCAAAGCACAGAAGAAGAAGAAAAAGAAGGCCUCCAAAACGGCUGAGAAUGCUAGUACAGGCCAACCAGCUGAGAAUGAGGUUGCAGCCAAAUAGAAGCGACAUGAAUCCACACUCUCACAAAACCCUUCAAAGAGCAGAAACUUCAACAUUUCAGUCUUGGCCCACUGUUUUAACCUCUUCCUCAUCAAACCUUUGAUCGAGAGUCACUGUUAAAACCUGUGUGUUUAACAAAUUUUGCUUCCUCCUGUAAUGGAGAAAUGUGUCAUUUAGAUUUGGACUCAGAGUGAGUGCAACAAAUUUGUACUUUCAUAAUGAAUCUAUUUACUCCUCAAGCACUCAAUUUCAACUGGAACACAAUGCCUUUUGCAAAAUGUAAUUAAAAAAAAAACUUCGCAAUUCUUUUGUAGAGUUGCGUUUUCACAACAUGUAUUAUUGACUGUAUGAAGUUAUAUGCUUGCCCAUAGUUUAAUUUGAGUGGUCAUUUGAUUUGUAACUGUUUCUCAGGGUUAAAAUUUUAUGAAGAAAAACUAAAUCUCCCUCAGCUUAAAAGUACUUGUCUACAUUUUGAAUUGAGAAUUUUCAUUGAUAACGAGAAUUUCCAUGGAUAAUUUCAUGUUUUACGGGGGCAUUAGAAUUGAAAUUCUAUGUACAGAAUUCCUACGCACUCACACGUUAUUGUAAAGCUACAGGAUUUUUGAAAAUAGAACAUAAAAACAGUCUUCUCCAACUGCCA